GCGAAGACGGAUAUAAUGUCAGGACAAAUAGUCUACGUUGACGAAUUGGCUACAGUUGAACAGCCUUCCGGUACACCAAACCAGCCAUAUAAAUCAGUCGUCGACGUACUCACAGAGACACCAGACGCUCAACUAUACGUCCUUAAAAAGCCAGAAGAGGGUCAACCACCUGUCAAGGCAGUUAAAGAGCGUACAAACAUUGACUACGUUCCAAUUUCAGGCGCUGCCUUGAAAAAAGCAAAGAAGACAGUUGAAGUUAAUGCGAAAAACGCUGCUAAGAAAGCACAAAACAAGGAAAGAUUAGAAAAGGAAGAAGCCGAGAGAGCGGAGAGAGAAGCAAAGCGUAUUGAGGAAGCAAAGAAAGUUGUACUCACUUUAGACGAGUCACUUCCAACACCAACAAAGGUAAAAGCAUACCAAUUAGAAAAGCACCGCGACCAACGCAUCAAGAUCUCCGGUUGGGUCCACAGACUUAGAGCCCAAAAGGGUAUGACAUUCAUCAUUCUCCGUGACGGCACAGGAUACCUCCAAGUAGUUUUGACUGGAAAGUGUACAGAAACAUACGACGCACUCACAUUAUCUGUUGAGUCAACAGUCUCUAUCGUUGGUACACUCAAGGCUGUCAAGGAAGGUCAACAAGCACCAGGUAACCAUGAGUUAGUCGCUGAUUACUGGGAAGUCAUGAGCAAAGCUCCAUCCGGUGAUGAAGCAUUCAACAACAAAGUCUCAAAAGACUCAGACCCUUCAAUACAAGCAGACUUGAGACAUUUGGUUUUGCGUGGUGAAACAGCCUCCAACAUUAUGAAAGCCAGAGCAGCAGUUCUCAAGUACUUCAGAGAAGCAUUCGAUUCUCAACAUGUUACCGAAGUCACACCACCAUGUAUGGUCCAAACUCAAGUCGAGGGUGGUGCAACAUUAUUUAAGUUCGAUUACUACGGUACACCAGCAUUCUUGACACAAUCAUCUCAAUUGUAUUUGGAAACCUGUUUAGCUAGUAUAGGUGAUGUCUACUGUAUUCAAGAAUCAUUCAGAGCUGAAAAAUCAUUAACACGUCGCCACUUGUCUGAGUACACUCACUUGGAAGCUGAAUUGGCGUUUAUUGAUUUCAAUGAUCUUCUCAGCCACAUUGAAGAAGUUAUUUGCAUGGUUAUUGACAAAUUACUUGCUGAUCCUAAAAUCUCAGAAAUCGUUUACAAAUUAAACCCAGGUUUCGUCAAGCCUUCACGCCCAUUCAUGAGACUUGACUACAAGGAUGCUAUCAAGUGGUUGCAAGACAACAACAUCCUCAAGCAAAACGAAGAUGAAAAUGGUGACAAAAUCUUCAAUGCUGAUGGAACACCACAAAUGUCUGAACACCAAGUCGGUGACGAUAUUGCUGAAGCUGCUGAGAGAAGAAUGGUUGACACACUCAACGUUCCUGUCUUCUUGACUGGCUUCCCAAGAGACAUUAAGGCAUUCUACAUGAAAAAGGUCCCAGGUGAUGAAGGUUUCACUGAAGCUGUCGACUUGCUUAUGCCAAACGUUGGUGAAAUUGUCGGUGGUUCAAUGCGUAUUGAUGACUAUCAAGAACUUAUGGAGGCCUACAAGCAUGAAGGUAUUGAUCCAGCUCCAUACUACUGGUACACCGAACAAAGGUUAUGGGGUUCAAACCAAUCUGGUGGUUACGGUUUAGGUGUUGAAAGGUUGUUAGCAUGGUUGUUAAACAGAUUCACAGUCAGAGAUUGUUCAUUGUACCCAAGGUGA
Molecule: messenger RNA, 1743 nt
Organism: Wallemia mellicola CBS 633.66
Lineage: Eukaryota; Fungi; Basidiomycota; Wallemiomycetes; Wallemiales; Wallemiaceae
Product: asparaginyl-tRNA synthetase
Exons: 2
Coding region: 16-1743 (575 amino acids)
Biological process (GO): asparaginyl-tRNA aminoacylation
Cellular component (GO): cytoplasm
Molecular function (GO): ATP binding; nucleic acid binding; asparagine-tRNA ligase activity
Source: RefSeq, a predicted model, not a curated record